Hypoxylon trugodes is the source of this 993-nucleotide messenger RNA. RefSeq lists its product as uncharacterized. Bases 1 to 993 code for a protein of 330 amino acids. The transcript is spliced from 5 exons. The record is from RefSeq and is a predicted model, not a curated record. NCBI's taxonomy places the organism in Eukaryota, Fungi, Ascomycota, Sordariomycetes, Xylariales, Hypoxylaceae.
AUGAAGUGGCUUUCUCUAACUUUGGCACUCGCCGUGCCUUCGCAGGCCGCCCUUCGAUUCGGAUGUUCGACUGUUUCCAUUCAGCGUCUUGACCCCCUCGUCGAACCUGGCAAGGUCCCUUCUGCGCAUCUUCACCAGAUUGUUGGUGGUAAUGCCUUUAACGCGUCCAUGGACCCCACCGAUGGAGAUAUCGCGGAAAAGGCUACAUGCACAACAUGUACUUUCUCUGAAGAUUUCUCCAACUACUGGACCGCCGUGAUGUUCUUCAAACACCCGAACGGAACCUACAAGCGAGUACCAAUCAUGCAGAACACGGCUUUGCCUAACGGUAUCAAUGGUGGAAUGACCGUUUACUACACGCAGCAAGACUUCUCGUCCAACGGAAACCAAAAGAUCACAGCUUUCAAGCCCGGCUUCCGUAUGACUGUCGGUACACCCACAGCUACGUCCAAGUAUGGACCUGGGUUGAAGUUUGUCUGCCUACAGAACAAGGGAACUAGAUUCCCCGAACUAGAUGACUUCCCUCCUAACAAGUGUGCUGGUGGUAUCAUGACUGUCCAUCACUUCCCCGCAUGCUGGGAUGGCAAAAACCUCGACAGCCCCGACCACCAAUCUCACAUGUACAACACCGUAAAGGAUGCGUUCCAGAACUCUGGCCCUUGCCCUGAAUCUCACCCCAUUCGUGUUCCUCAGGUCGCUUACGAAACCCUUUGGGACACAACUCAAUUUAACAACAUGUGGCCCACCGAUGGCUCUCAACCUUUUACUCUAAGCUACGGCGACAACAAGGGUUACGGCACUCACGCCGAUUACGUCUUCGGUUGGAAGGGUGAUGCUCUUCAGCGUGCUAUGGACUCGUCCUGCAUGUUCAACGCCUGCGAGAAUGGCAACCCUCUGAAGUCUCAAGGUGUAGCCCAAAUGAACCAAUGCCAGGUCAAGAGCACGGUAGAUGAAGAUAUUGAUGGAUGGCUCAAUUCUCUCCCCGGCAUGUAA